AUGUAUCAACAUCAGAUAUACACACCACAGUGCAUCUACAACAACAACGAUACCUGGGGACGUCAGUGUAAUCAGAUUUUGUUCGUGUCCAAUGCGACUGAUGAAAAGUUGCCGAUUUUGCUCACCGAUCAGAACGAUAACUUCCUAAACCUGUUUCUUAAGACACGACAGGCCUUUCUGUGGAUUUACAAAAAUGUAGUGCAAGAUUACGAUUGGUUCCUCAAAGCAGAUGACGACACCUACUUCCACAUGCCAAAUCUAAGGCAUUUUCUCAAGCAUUUGGUCAUCAGUACUCGAAGAACGGAUUCAACUACCAUAGCGGUGGAUCCGGAUACGUACUCAGCCAAGGAAGCCGUGCUAAGACUGGGAGCAUUUGGAUUCGGCUACGAUCCUGACUGUGACAAUCCCUCAGUUGCUGAGGAUGUUUAUCUCGGAAGAUGUCUUGUAGCAUUAAAUUCAUCAAUAGUUGACGCUUCUGAUGAAAACGGCGCUUAUAGGUGA
Molecule: messenger RNA, 501 nt
Organism: Cooperia oncophora
Lineage: Eukaryota; Metazoa; Nematoda; Chromadorea; Rhabditida; Trichostrongylidae
Source: the annotation of a GenBank genome assembly